Argiope bruennichi is the source of this 1296-nucleotide messenger RNA. Its product is annotated as gastrula zinc finger protein XlCGF52.1-like. The record is from RefSeq and is a predicted model, not a curated record. The transcript has a single exon. Bases 52 to 1116 code for a protein of 354 amino acids. Gene Ontology annotation, molecular function: DNA-binding transcription factor activity; RNA polymerase II cis-regulatory region sequence-specific DNA binding. Gene Ontology annotation, biological process: regulation of transcription by RNA polymerase II. NCBI's taxonomy places the organism in Eukaryota, Metazoa, Arthropoda, Arachnida, Araneae, Araneidae.
UGCUAUAUUUGUUUGAAUUCAAUAAUUUGCAGACAUAAAAACAAUCUGAAUAUGGAGAAAGAAGCUACAUACAUUUGUGAUAAGUGCAAAGAAAAUGCAGAUGCUAGUGAAAAUAAAUCAAAAAAUUAUGAAUGGGUGUUUUUAUUAGAAUCCUCAUUCCUGUGUGCUAAAUGUUCAAAAGACUUUCACAUAGGAUUCAGAGUUACGGAUAAGAUAUCAUUCCUUGAUGCAUCAAAAAAUUCAGCGCAUGAAUUAGUUGCCAAGCCGAGUGAAAGUGUGAAUGCCGAUGAAGGUUCCAGAAAUGAAGACAGAAUUCAAGAAAGCCAGCCAGUCGAAUCAAAGGAAAAACCACACAAAUGUGAUGUUUGCCUUCGAACAUACAAAACCAGAUCAGGUCUUCUAAGCCAUAAGAAUGUACACAAUGAGGAGAAUCCUUUUAGAUGCGAGUUGUGUGAUAUGCAAUUUCCAUCUAAAGCAGAUUACAAAGAACAUUUAAACAAACAUUCCAAUGAAAAACGUUAUAAAUGCAGUUUUUGUGCUUCGGCCUUUAAAUUUAAAAAAAGUCUUAAGGCCCACAUGAAUAUGCACGAUGACAAGAAUCCUUUCACGUGUGAAUUGUGUAAAAAGAUAUGUGUUUCUAAACACAAACUUGAACGUCACUUGUCCAGUCAUUCGAAUGAAAGACCUUUCAAGUGCUCUUUAUGUACUUCGAUGUUUAAAACUAAAAAUAACCUUACUACGCAUAUGAACGUACAUAAAGAUCAGAAUCUUUUCAGGUGUGAAUUGUGCACCAAGAGUUGCGCUACUAAACAAGCACUUGAAUGCCACAUGUCCAGUCAUUCGAAUGAAAGACGUUAUAAGUGUGGACAAUGUUCUUCGAAGUUUAAAACUAAAGGUAGUCUUAUUGUGCAUAAGUACGUACAUAAAAAGCAGAAUCCUUACCGGUGUAAAGAGUGCAAUAGGAACUGCUGUUCUACAACCAGUCUCAAACAGCACAUGGCGUCUCAUUCCGAUGCAAGGCCUUACAAGUGUCAUAUUUGUUCUUUGUCCUACAAAGCAAAAUCUAAUCUCACCGUUCACAUGAAGAAGAAACAUCAAGAGGAUAAUUUGGAAUAAAAAGAGAAAAGCUGCAAAAACUGUUUUUUCCCCCAUGAUUAGAGUUCAGUUUUUGUAUCAAGUAAAAAAACACUCCUUGAAAGAUGUUUUUAGCAGAAAAGUGAGUUUAAUUUGACAAGUUGUUAUACAUCGUGACUUUUUUGACGGAAGUGAUGACCUUUCCUGAAAUCGGCUCAAUGA